AUGACCUUUACGCCCGAGACAGAAGUGCGGAUACGCGCGCUGGGCGGGACCGUUUCGCCAUCGACAGGAUCAGUCCACGACCGACUGCAGGCUGUAGACUUCACUGCUGCCCCAGCACUCGUACUGGAGGGCUUUAUCGACGUGGUCGACGUUGACGUCGUCACCGCCAUGGUCCAGGCGGCAGACACGCACGGCUCGCGAGCAGCUGCCAGUAUGGUGAAAUACCCAGUACUCGAAUGGGACGUUUCCCCGGCGCCGUUCACGCCCUUUUCGCCCGGCACACCCGACUUUGACGAGUGGGACGGGACGAUUGACGACGCUGCGCUCCGGCGCGCUGCGGCUGUGGCUGGGCAGGACGCCUAUCCGCCACAUCAUCCUCCACUCACGCUCGUGUUUAUCGGACAUUCUGAAGGAUGGCCCAACAAUUACUUUGUGCUCUGUCAAGACCCCAACCCGGAAAACCCGGCAGUGUACACGACCGACCACGAGGUGUACUUUUCCGAGGUGGAAAAGCUGGGGAGCCUGCUGGAUCUGUUCGCGAGGCACAUCGUCACGGACGACGAGGUGGUGGGUGUGGUGAGGGACCGGUAUAGGCAGGUUUCAGAGUAUGAACAGACCGAGCAAGUGGUACAAGGUAGUGCUCAGUAG
Apiotrichum porosum is the source of this 648-nucleotide messenger RNA. RefSeq lists its product as uncharacterized. The record is from RefSeq and is a predicted model, not a curated record. The transcript has a single exon. Bases 1 to 648 code for a protein of 215 amino acids. Lineage: Eukaryota; Fungi; Basidiomycota; Tremellomycetes; Trichosporonales; Trichosporonaceae.